ACAAUGAAUUAUUGUUGCCCCAAGUUGAACACAAAAAUCAAAAAAAUAUAAAAAAAAAUUGAGUCUCAGAACAGAGGUAGUUGAGUCAGAUAAUUUUGGCCAUGCACGGUUACAGGAAAGAGUUUACGCAUUUCUCCCCUUAUUUCCUGUCCAUUUAAUUUUCUGAUUCCCUCUUUCACUCACCAGCGGUUAAUACCUUCUUACAUCAAUUUUCCUGCUCCCAAAAAAACACACCCACCCAUAAAUUCACAAAUUCACAAAUUCAGAUGUGAUGUCUCUUCCCUCCCUAUCCCUAUAAAUACACCUUUAUUUACACCAUUAUAACAAUAACAAGUAAUAAUACUAAAAAGAAAAAAGAUCAUAAUCCAUGGAGGGAGAUGAAGCGGCCAUUAAUGUACCUUUAGAGAUACAUAGUGUUCCAUUACCACCCAAGAAAUCUACAUUGCACAAACUCAAAUAUAAACUUACUGAGAUUUUCUUUCCUGAUGAUCCUCUUCAUCAAUUCAAGAAUCAAAGUUUGAAAACUAAGUUUAUUUUGGGUUUUCAGUACUUUUUUCCAAUUCUUCAAUGGCUUCCUACUUAUGGUUUGCAACUCUUUCGAUCUGAUCUUGUUGCUGGUCUUACCAUUGCUAGCCUUGCCAUCCCCCAGGGUAUAAGCUAUGCAAAGUUAGCAAAUUUGCCUCCUAUAAUAGGAUUAUAUUCAAGCUUUGUACCACCAAUUAUAUACUCGGUUCUGGGAAGCUCCAAACACUUGGGUGUGGGUCCAGUCUCAAUAGCAUCACUAGUAAUGGGUGCAAUGCUAACUGAAUUUGUCUCUCCUACUAAUGAACCAUCCUUGUAUCUUAAACUUGCCUUCACUUCUACUUUUUUUGCUGGCUUAUUUCAGGCCUCUUUGGGCUUCUUCAGGUUGGGAUUCAUUAUUGAUUUCUUAUCAAAGGCCACAUUGAUUGGCUUCAUGGCUGGAGCAGCAAUCAUUGUCUCUCUUCAGCAGCUCAAAGGGUUGCUUGGUAUAACUCAUUUCACUAGCAAAAUGGAAAUUAUUCCUGUCAUGUCUUCUGUUUUUAGCCACAAAAAUGAGUGGUCAUGGGAAACAAUAGUAAUGGGGAUCAGUUUUCUGGUAAUCCUACUGACAGCAAGACACAUUAGUUCCAAAAAGCCAAAACUCUUCUGGAUAUCAGCAGCAGCUCCAUUAACAUGUGUGAUAGUAUCAACCAUUCUAGUGUUUUUCCUCAAAUCCUAUGCAGAUAAGAUUCCUAAAAUUGGUCAAUUGCCAAAGGGUCUUAAUCCUCCUUCAGCAAACAUGUUGUACUUUCACUCUUCCUAUAUUGCUUUAGCUGCAAAAACAGGUCUCAUUACUGGAAUAUUGUCUCUAACAGAGGGAAUUGCAGUUGGUAGGACAUUUGCAUCAUUGGAAAAUUAUCAAGUGGAUGGGAACAAAGAAAUGAUGGCAAUAGGCAUAAUGAACAUUGUUGGUUCAUGCUCAUCAUGUUAUGUAACUACAGGAGCAUUUUCUCGGUCUGCUGUGAACUACAAUGCAGGAGCAAAAUCAGCUUUCUCCAACAUUAUAAUGGCAACAGCAGUACUAGUUACUCUGCUCUUCCUUAUGCCCCUCUUCUACUACACUCCCAAUGUUGUCUUAGCAGCAAUUAUUAUAACUGCUGUCAUUGGACUGAUAGACUACGAAGCCGCUUUCCGAUUAUGGAAAGUUGACAAACUCGAUUUCUUGGCUUGUUUGUGCUCCUUUCUUGGCGUUCUCUUUAUCUCAGUUUCAUCCGGCCUUGCUCUUGCUGUCGGAAUAUCAUUAUUCAAGAUUCUCCUACAUAUAACUAGACCAAACAUUGUGUCAUUGGGUAACAUCCCGGGUACUCAAAUGUUCCAAAGCCUUGAACGUUACAAGAACGCCUUAGGGAUCCCCUCAUUCCUCAUUUUAAGUGUCGAAGCACCAAUAUACUUUGCUAAUUCAAUGUACCUCCAAGAAAGAAUACUAAGAUUUAUCAGGGAGGAGGAAGAGAGGAUUCAAUCCAACAAUGAACCUUUGCUUAAAUGUGUAAUUUUGGACAUGACAGCGGUGACAGCCAUAGAUACGAGUGGAAUCGAUGCCAUCUUUGAGCUCGGAAAGCGCAUCCAAAAGAAAUCAUUACAGCUGGCUCUUGUGAACCCAGUUGGAAGUGUGAUGGAAAAGCUUCAUAAAUCAAAGGUGGUUGAUAUAUUUGGUUCUGAUAAUGGAGUUUACAUGUCUGUUGGAGAAGCCAUUUUGGAUAUGAGUGCUUCUAGGAAGGCAGAUAGCUUAGCUUAGCUUACAUUUCUGCUAUCUGAUUUCUUCUGAAGGAUUCAACAAGUUCAUCAUUUAUUGCUUAUUAUAGCUUAUCAAAUUUGAAUCAUGGAGUGUAUAUUACUACAAAACCAACAGAAUCUAUAUAUGUAGUAUAUAGUAAAUGCAAAAAAUUGGAACAAUUAUAAAUUCUACAUGAUCCUUGGUAGAGGUGUCCAUUCUAGACAUCGAGUUAA
Messenger RNA from Amaranthus tricolor (Joseph's coat), 2508 nucleotides. Its product is annotated as probable sulfate transporter 3.4. The record is from RefSeq and is a predicted model, not a curated record. NCBI's taxonomy places the organism in Eukaryota, Viridiplantae, Streptophyta, Magnoliopsida, Caryophyllales, Amaranthaceae. Gene Ontology annotation, molecular function: secondary active sulfate transmembrane transporter activity. Bases 368 to 2296 code for a protein of 642 amino acids. Gene Ontology annotation, cellular component: membrane. The transcript has 13 exons. Gene Ontology annotation, biological process: transmembrane transport.